AUGUCAGCUCCCACUCGACUCCAACUGAUCCACGCAUACCGACAUCUCUGGCGAGAAGGCCACCGCGCAAUACAAUUUUCGAAACCAUCCCGCUAUACACUUCGCGAUCGUCUGCGAAAUGCCUUCCGCGAAGGAAAAGCUACCGAUUUUGACGAGAGGAAAAUAACAAACACAUUGGAAUUUCUUCGCGGCGCUACAAGCCAGAAAGGAGUCGAGCACCACAUUGUAAAGAAUCUCAUGUAUGCCUGGUGGUGGGAGAGGAAGAAUAUCUAUCAUCCGCGGAAACCAACCGCCAGAACUCCUGUCUCCGAGCUGCGCAUCCAAAAGUCAGCGUUCAACCAUUUCCGCGAGACUGUGCAUAUGCUCAACGAAACCAUGGGGAUGUGCUUGCGUUGA
Molecule: messenger RNA, 396 nt
Organism: Xylona heveae TC161
Lineage: Eukaryota; Fungi; Ascomycota; Xylonomycetes; Xylonales; Xylonaceae
Product: DUF1763-domain-containing protein
Exons: 2
Coding region: 1-396 (131 amino acids)
Source: RefSeq, a predicted model, not a curated record